Molecule: messenger RNA, 675 nt
Organism: Brassica napus (rape)
Lineage: Eukaryota; Viridiplantae; Streptophyta; Magnoliopsida; Brassicales; Brassicaceae
Exons: 2
Coding region: 1-675 (224 amino acids)
Molecular function (GO): RNA-DNA hybrid ribonuclease activity; nucleic acid binding
Source: RefSeq, a predicted model, not a curated record
AUGCGCGGUGUGUUCGUCUGCAUCGGAGUCUAUAUGUCAUUUGCUCUUCAACUGCCCUUUAGCACAAGAAGUUUGGGAGAGAUCAAAUAUAAAAAUCCCUCGAGGUGGUUUCUCAGAAGUUCGGUUUUCCUCAAUGUUUACCACCUGUUGAUCGUUAAUGGGAAAAAUGGUAAUGAGGUUCUGAAGUGGUCUCCCCCACCUAUUGGUUACUUCAAAUGUAACAUAGGUAUUGCGUGGGAGAGACCAAAUGCGUACAGUGGAGCUGCUUGGAUUUUAAGGGAUCACAAUGGGAAGACUAUCAUGCAUAGUCGUCGUUCAUUCUCUGGGGUUCAGUCCCAGAUGGAAGCAGAGUUACUGGGUUUUAAGUUUGCAGUGGAGAGCAUGAUUUCUACUCAUCAGUGUGGAGUUAUUCUGGAAUCCCAUUAUCAGUUGGUUAGAGAGGCUAUGUUAUUCCCUCAGAGAUACGUUUUGGUUCACGGGCUUGUAGACUCUAUCCAUAUGAUGUUAACGGAUCUUGAUGGUUGGCAAUGUGUUCAUGUGGUGGAGGAGCGGAACAAGCCAGCGUCUGAGAUUGCGCAGAGUGUCAUAAAUGAGAAUCGUCUCUCAUCUUAUAUAGCACGUGGUGGCCCACGCUGGUUGCAGUUGCGUCUUUGUGCGGAGGCUACGUCAACGUGA